UAGUAUCUCAAGUGCACGCGAUGGAAUCGCCGAACUAUGUAUCGGCUUCGCACGAGCUGGACUCGUUUCAAAGGCAAGUUGCCGACAGAUUUCAUGACUUAUCUUCUGUGCCUUCCGAUGAUUUGCUUUCUCUUCAUUCGCUUCGAAAGUUGCUCGACGUUUUCCUUAGUUGUCAAGAGGAAUUUCGGGUCAUCCUUUUUAACAACAAAGCUCAACUGACCAAACCUCCCCUGGACCGUUUGAUUGCCGAAUUUUAGUAGCGUAGUGUUAAGGCCCUUGAUGUUUGUAAUGAGGUUCGAGAUGGAAUAGAACAGAUCAGGCAAUGGCAGAAGAUGUUAGAAAUUGUGCUUUUCGCUUUGGGUGAUGGUAAUCUUAAUAAUAACGGUGGUGAAAGCUGCUUUCGGAGAAGUCUAGGAGAAGGGCAAAUUCGUCGCGCAAAAAAGGCGUUGAUAGAUUUAGCCAUUUUGAUGCUUGACGAGACAGAUUCCGGUCAAGCUUUGGCUUAUCGGAAUCGUUCCUUUGGAAGAAACAAUCACGGCAGCAGUCACUCCAAGGAUUAUCCUCAUCGUUCUUUGGGUCAUUUCAGGUCGUUGUCUUGGAGUGUUUCAAGGUCUUGGUCUGCGGCUAGGCAGCUCCAGGCCAUAGGGAACAACUUGACUGUGCCACGAGGGAAUGAGGUUGUGGCUACCAAUGGACUUGCAAUUCCUGUUUACACAAUGAGCUGUGUUCUGUUGUCUGUAAUGUGGGCGUUGGUGGCUGCAAUUCCAUGCCAGGAUCGCGGUUUACAAAUAAUUAUUCAUCCUAAAAGUUCUUGUGAACUGUUGAGGGAGAUUUAUCAAGUUGAGAAGUGUUCGCGAUUGUUGGGUGAACUUGUCGACUCUGUUCAGUUUCUGUUGAGCAAGGAGACGGAAGUGGAGGUUAGGCAGAGAGCGAAGGAAUUGAGCAACUUUUGCGAAGCAAUGAAGGAAGGUUUAGAACCAUUGGAAAGGCAAGUUAGGGAGGUGUUUCAUAGGAUCGUUCGGAGCCGAACUGAUGGUCUUGACUCUUUUGGAAGGGGACACAAUCCCGAAUAAAACACUGUUGGUGGGUCGGGUUUGGUUUAAAUUUUAAGUGUCAAAUGUGCAACUUCCAAA
Messenger RNA from Hibiscus syriacus, 1133 nucleotides. RefSeq lists its product as uncharacterized. Gene Ontology annotation, molecular function: nucleic acid binding. NCBI's taxonomy places the organism in Eukaryota, Viridiplantae, Streptophyta, Magnoliopsida, Malvales, Malvaceae. The transcript is spliced from 2 exons. The record is from RefSeq and is a predicted model, not a curated record.